Messenger RNA from Pollicipes pollicipes, 3800 nucleotides. Its product is annotated as mechanosensory protein 2. The record is from RefSeq and is a predicted model, not a curated record. Gene Ontology annotation, cellular component: plasma membrane. NCBI's taxonomy places the organism in Eukaryota, Metazoa, Arthropoda, Thecostraca, Pollicipedomorpha, Pollicipedidae. Bases 280 to 1122 code for a protein of 280 amino acids. The transcript has 6 exons.
GCGUCACGCAGCGGCCGUCACGCGGUGCCAGGCUGGCGCCGACUGGCCGGCGAUGCGUGACGCCGAUGUCAGGGCCGCGCUGCCCCCUACGGCUGCCACAGCGCGUUCGAUGGAGCCGCGCGUCCCGAGGCGGGCUGCUUCAGCAGAAGUCACGCGGUGUUCGGUGACCCAGUGUUCUCGGUGAAGCAAUCCGCGCAGCUUUGCCGCGGCGUAUGGUGCUCUCGGUGUUCCGGCGUGCCUCGGAGAUCGCCCCGUCAAAAGGCGAACCAGUGAUCGGGUAUGGAGUAUUCGACUCAGCGGCGAAGCAGCAAGUAUAUGGAGCUUAGCGUGCUGUUCCCUGAUCCGGAGGGUCCAGGAUGCUGCGCCAUUCUGUUAACCCUCGUCUCGUACCUCCUCAUCAUAUGCACACUGCCGUUCUCUAUUUGCCUGUGCGUCAAGGUGGUGCAGGAGUACGAGCGGGCCGUGAUCUUCCGGCUGGGCCGGCUGCUGCAGGGCGGCGCCAAGGGACCCGGCAUCUUCUUCAUCGUGCCCUGUAUUGACACGUACAGGAAAGUGGACCUGCGCACAGUGUCGUUCGAUGUGCCGCCACAGGAGAUCUUGAGCAAGGACUCGGUAACAGUAGCGGUGGACGCCGUAAUCUUUUACCGCAUCAGCAACCCGACUGUGGCCGUGACGAACAUUGUCAACUACAGCCAUUCGACCCGCCUGCUGGCCGCCACCACGCUGCGCAACGUCCUCGGCACCAAGUCGCUGGCCGACCUGCUGGCCGAGCGCGAGACCAUCUCACAACAGAUGCAGUCCAGCCUGGACGAGGCCACCGACCCGUGGGGCGUCAAAGUGGAGCGGGUCGAGAUCAAGGACGUGCGCCUGCCGCUGCAGCUGCAGCGCGCCAUGGCCGCCGAGGCCGAGGCGGCCCGCGAGGCGCGCGCUAAGGUCAUCGCCGCCGAGGGCGAGCACAAGGCGUCGCGCGCGCUCAAGGAGGCGGCUGACGUCAUGAACGAGAGCUCCAGCGCGCUGCAGCUCCGAUACCUGCAGACGCUGAGCACCAUAUCGGCCGAGAAGAACUCCACUAUCAUCUUCCCGCUGCCCAUCGACGUGCUCAGCCACUUCAUAGGGAAGUAGCGGCCACCAGCCAGCGGCGAGAGGGCGAUCACCGCCCCGCCGCCGACCUUACGCUUCUCCCACCGCCCGCCGGAGAUCGUCCCGGGUCCGCCCGGAGAUCGUCCCCGGUCCGCUCGGAGAUCGUCCCCGGUCCGCCUGGAGGUCGUCCCCGGUCCGCCCGGAGAUCGUCCCCGGUCCUCCCGGAGGUCGUCCCGGGUCCGUCCGGAGAUCGUCCCCGGUCCUCCCGGAGGUCGUCCCGGGUCCGCCCGGAGAUCGUCCCCGGUCCGCCCGGAGGUCGUCCCCGGUCCGCCCGGAAAUCGUCCCCGGUCCGUCCGGAGAUCGUCCCCGGUCCGCCCGGAGUCGUCCCCCGCCCGCCGGUGCCGGCCGUCACGGGAUGGCGCCAACUCUGACAGAGCGCGCCAGCGUCAGGUGUGCAAGCUCCGAAGGUGGCGCGACCAGCAGCGCGGCGAGAUGGACACCCGGUCAGCCCCCGCCGGCUCCAUCACCCUCUGCCGUUUGUGUUUGGCGUCUGUUAUCUCCGACCUUCGUUCGUCUCGGUGAGAUGAUAGCGCUUGACACUUUGGAGCCUCGGAAGUAGAUGUGGUAGCUUGGUUUGCUUGUUUGCGCUGGAAGCAAUUCCUGGUGGUGUUGACCUCACCAGUGUUGUCACGUGUUGACCCUGCCGGUAUGCUUGUUUCGGUGAUAUUCCAUACGUAGUUUGGUUACAAACAGUUGACUGAUAAGUGGCCAACAACAGGCACGUGGGACUCGCCGCUCCUUGCGUCAGCGUCACAUUUGCGCGUUUGUCUGUCGCACAGCACUGCAAGCCCAGCAGGAUGACGUAAUAUGAAACGGACGUGCAAUAAUAUUAUCAAGACAUGUCGCGAAGGCAUGAUAUGGAUAUUGACAUCGCCCUGCUAACUGUUACAUAUUUGCACAAAUCUGAAACGCUUUUAACUGGCUUCAACUGUCACCAUUUUGUUUCAUCCUUCUACCGGAUAAACAUGCGGUACCCGAGAGAAUGGGCGAUACCGACCAUGUUCCUCGCCGCAGCAUUCAUAGCGAAUUCUAACACCGUUUCGUGAGUCGGCGUGCCUGCCGUGCACAUCUAAGACAGGCGGCCCAGUUCCGCACCACCCAAAUAGCAUUUCGACUUCAGCCUCAGCCCUGCGGCGUCCGAAGCCAGAGGGGACCACGAAACCGGGCGCCAUAUACCGAUGGAUCCGCCAUGGCAUUCAGUUCAUCGCCGCAAAUGGUUGCCGAGAUUUUGAUGAAGAAAAUAUGCUAGGUAUCGACGUAAACAUCGCUGUGGAACGAACAGACGCAUCAAUUUCCAAAAUGCGUCGCGUACUGCACCCACGCGUGCCUGGCAUGCUUCCCUGGGCGGUCCCGCACCCCCGGGUCAGGAUAGUGGUUUUUCGCUUUGCUCGGACGCACGAAUCCUUCAUUGACAUUGCUUGUGCUUUUCCAGUAAUCGUACGGUCGUGCUGCCGUUGAUGUGCUGACGUCAGUGCCUAUGCAGAAAAGGUUGCUCAUCUUACCAAAUGGUCGCGUCCUUGUUCACCCUCUCAUCGCUGCCCUGUGUGGGCACAGGGCUGCCGAACAACCCGUCAGUGUAAAUAUCCACCGAAAGAUCUCCUGUGUGGCCCCGGUCGCCAAUGACUUGAAAUGAAAUCAUAUGUUCCCCACUGCGUAAGAUUAUGACACCGCACAAGCGUUCGUGUUUUCUCACAUUCAUGUCCACUUUCGCAAUGAGAAUCUGAGAUGAAUAGCUCGCUGUCGGCACAAGGAAAUGGCCGCCUCCCUCGUCGUAUGACGAAUGGCUUCACCGAACAGGGUAGCUUAUUGGAUGCUGUCACCACCAGUUACAUGUUUUAUUAAUAGGCCACCGUCGCCGUUCUUUAUUCAGCAUGGUAACAAGUGAGACAAACUGUAAUGCCAACUUAGCCGAAAAUUGCUGGCCGGUUUCCGCGGCAUAUGAAUAGCCCAGUUUUAUGCGUGGUAGAUGUUCGCUUUUGUGUGGGGUUGACAGCUGCAGGCCAUGAAAGAUUCAACGGACGGAUCGCUAUCUGCAUAGCCAGCUGGUCCCCUCCGCUUUCGCGCGGUCUGGCGGCCCACGCGCGAACUCCGCGCAGCGCAACUGGGCGGGGACAAACCUGCCAUUGUCACAUUUGCAGCAGGCGGAGAAUGCAGGCCACAGCGAGGGCCGGAGACCACGGGUACGCUGCCAGGUGUGACCCCCGUCGGGGGACAGAGCGCCACACGCCGGCUACGCUUAGCUCCAUGGGCUGCGGCCGGGCUGCGCCGGCACGGUCGGCUCCUCUCUGUGCGGUCGAUACGAGCUGCGGUUGUCCUCCGCUCGUCCGGCGCGUCGCGUGGUGUUGCCUGGUGGGUCCGUGGCGUGGUGCACAAUCGCAUGCUUCUGCUGUCAACUUCGUUGAUGGAGCUACACGACUGUCUUCACUGAACACCGUACCAGCACCGCGCUCUCCCCGCGUCGCGUCUCGGUGUUCUUGACAUGCAGUUCUCGACAGGCGUCAGCAGCUAGAUGUUAUUGUAUUCGUGCGCUCAGGUUUUGGUGGAUUUGUACCUUCGUACACGUGCCUAGCUUCGUGCAAGUGUCCCUUCUGCGACCUAUGCUCCAUUUUGGUGUACCUUAAGGCAUGUAGAAGACUAAAAUAAAUCCGACUUCGAUUAAC